Aspergillus melleus is the source of this 583-nucleotide messenger RNA. RefSeq lists its product as uncharacterized. The transcript has 3 exons. The annotation marks the transcript as partial. NCBI's taxonomy places the organism in Eukaryota, Fungi, Ascomycota, Eurotiomycetes, Eurotiales, Aspergillaceae. The record is from RefSeq and is a predicted model, not a curated record.
UAUGCCGCAGAGAUUUCCUGCCUCUUGUCAUCCAGCAAAAGGCCAUCAACAAUGAUCUGUAUCCCAUAUUGCUUUGUUGUUUCUGUUGUGAACGUGCUAGCAACUACGGGUCUAUUAUACCAGGUGUACAGGCAUAUCAUGUUAAGGAAGCCCGUAAUCGUCAUUGUCGAGUUGCGCCGAGUGCACCGAGAGAUGUAAAGGGGGGGCAAACCGUUUGGAAAGACCAGAUUCACGGGCCUGAAAGGAACCGCACACUAUUCAGCAGGACGCACCACACUGGGCUCUAUCGCAAACUAUUAUUUAUACUUCUGCCCGAAAACACUUGCCAGGCUCUCACAGGGUAUCUCCUCGAUCGUUUCGCUGGUGAUUUGGCGUUCACGACAGAGAAAUCCAACCUGGACACGAAAUCCGACUACGAGGCGGCUCUGAAGUCGAUUCUGAAUCACGUCCAUUUCGACAAAUUGAAAGGGUCCGUUGACCAGAUACGCUCAUCAUUUAACGAAAACGAACGCACAUUGAUAUACACCAUUAUUGAUGCGUGGCGAAUCGGACUUGAACACCCUCAAGCAGGUACGUAUAUAAG